UGCGUUGCAUUGCUGUCGAAAAUGGCGUCGAGCUCGGAGCUGCUGGAAUAUUCGUCCCCGGUGAAGCGUCGUAAGGUCGACGGCGGCGGCGGCGGCGAUGGCCACGGGAGCAACAGCGCGUCGUCGACGGACCCGCGGCCCGGCGAGACAUCGCGCGACAGCCCGCACGACGAUCUCGAAGGUAUCGAAAUCCGGCUGGGCGGACGCGCGAUCGCGCCUAACGCCACGAAAAUUCGCGGGUGCGUCGCGCGCAAGAUGGCGGCGCUCGGCCGCCUUUCUCGCCCGUCUGCCUUCCGCGUCUCUUCCGUUUCGGUCGCGCGGCCGUCCAACGGCGGCCAUGACAGUCGCGACCGAUCACGUUGGCGAUUUACGUAGCC
Messenger RNA from Vollenhovia emeryi, 377 nucleotides. RefSeq lists its product as uncharacterized. Lineage: Eukaryota; Metazoa; Arthropoda; Insecta; Hymenoptera; Formicidae. The transcript has a single exon. The record is from RefSeq and is a predicted model, not a curated record. The coding region runs from base 22 to 375 and encodes 117 amino acids.